Molecule: messenger RNA, 1793 nt
Organism: Phlebotomus papatasi
Lineage: Eukaryota; Metazoa; Arthropoda; Insecta; Diptera; Psychodidae
Product: putative transferase CAF17 homolog, mitochondrial
Exons: 2
Coding region: 261-1229 (322 amino acids)
Cellular component (GO): mitochondrial matrix
Molecular function (GO): protein binding
Source: RefSeq, a predicted model, not a curated record
AUUAACUCCCAAUGGUAGGCAAACUUGCAGAAUACUUAAUGUCGGGACUGAGCGUAUGUAUACUAUAAAGCUUUUAGUAAUAACUUAGAAAUCACUAUCCUUUUCAUGUAAAGUACUUAAUUACAGGUUUGCUGGGAUAGAAAUUGUUAUACGAUAAAGUGCCAUCUGUUGUGAAAAUGGUUGACAAUCACCUUUGUUUUGAUUUCCUGUAAUUUUGUGUGGGGCUCCCAGAAAAGGUAAUUUUACGGUAUUUACAUCCAAUGUCUCUGGUUAAAUUUACCAGAAUCACGCGGAGAUACUUCUCUGGCACCCAUAGUACCAAUUUCCUACUGGAAAAUCUAAAAAACAGAGCUGUAAUUCGCGUCUCCGGAACCGAGAGCAGUACCUUUCUGCAGGGACUCAUCACGAAUGAUAUUCGACAUUUAGACCAUGGAGGUCCAGGGAUGUUUGCAAUGGUACUCAACAAGGCUGGUAGAAUCCUCUACGACACCCUUAUCUAUCGCUCAACCCCCGAAACUUUCCUGGUAGAAUGUGAUAGGGAUAUUUUGCCUGAACUGCGGAAGCACUUGCUGAUAUUUCGUGUCCGGAAGAAGAUUUCCAUUGAUUCUCUGGAUUCAGAAAUGAAUGUUUGGGUUGUUUUCAAGGCAAAUGGACCAACCGGAGAGAUUGGUAUGGAGAAAAGUCCGGGGGAAGUGAUUAUUUGCCAAGAUCCUCGACUUCGAGAUUUAGGAUGUAGAAUCCUUGCUUCUAAAUCUCUUGAUUCUGGUCAAAUUUGUCAGUCUCUGGGGCAAUGUAGUGUCGUGGAGGAUACUUAUAGAAGUCAUAGGUAUGGUUUGGGUGUCGGAGAGGGGAUUAUUGACCUUCCACCGACUAAAUGUUUUCCUCUGGAGGCAAAUUGUGAUUAUCUUCAUGGAUUGAGUGUUCAUAAGGGAUGCUAUUUGGGUCAGGAAUUCACAGCUAGGACUUAUCACACUGGUGUAGUGAGAAAGAGACUGAUGCCAGUGAGCACAGGAGGAGAAAUUCCAGAUAAACCGGAUGUAACAGUGGAAAGUGAUGAAGGGAAAAAUCUUGGAAAACUCCGAGGAGUCGCGGGAAAAAAUGCUCUGGCUCUCCUUCGGAUUGAUCCUGCAUUGUCUGCUAAGAAAAUUCUUAUCAGAGGGAAAGAAGUGACCACAAAGAAGCCUUCCUGGUGGCCACAGGAAGUGCCAAAAGAGAAACCCUCUCAGUAGAAGAAAAAUUUGGAUUCAUGGAAGAGGAGAAUGUAGACAAGGCUGCGAAGGAAAGGAAACGACCGGAAGAGAAGCCACGAAUACCCUUUACCUGCUCCGUUUGUUCAAUGUCCGAGAAAUGCGACUAUGUUGGGAAAAAUCCUCCCUUUGCUCGAAAGAUUCAACUUACCGAGGAUUCCUACGUCAUGGUAGAUCCCUUCUCACCGCCCGUUCUGGAUUCUCGUGGCAAAUCUGCGGAGCGCUUCCUGAUUCUAGGUGCAGACUGCUGCGACUGUAAGAGAGUCGUCUGUCGCGGAAGUGAAUGCAGUUUCUUCUAUACAGCCACAUUCUGCACAGAAUGCGUCCGGAAGAGACUCAAAGAAUUCCCACUGGAAGUGCAAACAAAAAUUCGCAAACAACUACAGGCAACCUAGAUUUUAUUUAUUCUUUAUUCAAUUGGGAUUUUUUCUUAAAUUGUGGAUUGAGCUUUUUGGCCAGCUUCAUGUUCACCGAGCUGCGAUGUUUCUUGUUUUUCUGGAAGAUGAAUUAGUUAGAAAAAUACAAAUUCAUUUGGGCUCAGAAAAA